This is a messenger RNA of Rangifer tarandus platyrhynchus (Svalbard reindeer), 531 nucleotides long. NCBI's taxonomy places the organism in Eukaryota, Metazoa, Chordata, Mammalia, Artiodactyla, Cervidae. The record is from the annotation of a GenBank genome assembly.
AUGGCUGUAUGUGCAUGUUGUACAAAAGUCUCUGAAGCAGAUUCUCUUGUUUUAGCGGCUAUCCAGAUUAUGAUUGGCAUCUUUUGUGUUUUCAUGUGGUAUCUCCUAUUGAUUUUGUAUAUGGGACAAAUUAAAGGAGUCUUUGGGACAUAUGAACCUAUAACUUACAAAACAGGAUGUUCUUUAUGGGGAAUUGUUUUUAUUAUUUCAGGAAUCACCAUAAUAAGUGUAACAAGGCAUCCAUCUCAACGCCAGCUUACCUAUGCUAUGCUUAUGAACAUCUUAUGCAUAAUUGUCGCAAUUAUUUCAACGAUUCUAACAGUGGUUGAGUUGUCUUCGUUUGAGUCUGUGUCAUACAGGAAUUAUGGACAAGCGAAACUUGGGAGAGAAAUUUCACGUGUUUUACUGAGCUUCUACACGUUGGAAUUGUGUAUUGCAUUCACAUACACAAUCUUCGGCUGUGUUGGUUUGUGCCGCAAAAAUGAAGAUGCUCAUACGGCUGUCACAGAGCAAGUUGAGGACGCUUUAUAG